Messenger RNA from Dufourea novaeangliae, 2496 nucleotides. RefSeq lists its product as uncharacterized. The coding region runs from base 193 to 2391 and encodes 732 amino acids. NCBI's taxonomy places the organism in Eukaryota, Metazoa, Arthropoda, Insecta, Hymenoptera, Halictidae. Gene Ontology annotation, molecular function: protein binding. The record is from RefSeq and is a predicted model, not a curated record. The transcript has 9 exons.
GGUAAACGAAGGCGUGCACAUCUCAACCAUAAAGCAUUGUUGUUACAGUUUGCUGAAGUGUCAAAUGAUGUUGAAAUUGUUAUUAUAAUGUUUAUUAAAACGUUAUUAUUUCACGAAAAGUGGUAAAGAAAAUGUAAUUUGAUAUACCACGACCCUUCACAAAUCCCAACGAAUCGAUAAGAAGAAUUUGCGAUGACAACACCUAUGUGUGAAGAUGGAGGCCCUUUGAGAGAAUGGGCUCCUCUUGCUAUACUUCUUCAACAAAUACCUGCUAAAAUUCAGAAUGGACUUUUUACUCAUAAUAUUAACUUUACCUGUAUCGAUGCAGUGCCUGAAUUUUUAGCCAUUGGAACCAAUUAUGGGUUGGUAUAUUGGUUUAACAGAGAGAAACAAGAUUUGCAAAGACUUAGAUGUGAGAAUGUAAACUCAAAGAUCACAUGUAUUCAAGUAAUAUCAACCGUGGACUACAUGGUUGCAGCAGGUAAUGAACAUGGUGGUGUAACUGUAUUCCAAAUACCCAAAAAUCCCCCAGAUUCAUUGCCAGAUAGUCUGAAACCCAAGCAAAAGAAGCAGGUGGAAAGAUAUAGUAUUAGUGGUUUGCAUAAUAGUGCAGUCACAACAGUUGAAUGGUCUAAAAAUGGCAUGAAACUAUUUAGCGGAGAUAAGAAUGGUUUAGUAGUGUUGACUGAAAUUGACUUUUACAUGCAUUUAUCAAAAUCAUCGGAGUUGCUCAAUGAGAAGUAUGCAGUGGUACAGUUGAGUUAUCAACAAGGUUUAUUAUUGGUUUCAACAACAUUACGCACAAUACUGGUAAACAGAAAUGAGAAUGGAAAAGUGACACAAGUUGGUCAGAAAGAACGCAAAACAUUAGGGAAACUAGGAGCUGUGUUCGGUUCUAGACAAAAUUAUGUACAAGAUUUAAUGAUCUAUGCAAGCAGGGCAGGGCUACGUUUAUGGCAAGCUGACAAAACUGGAACUGUACUGAAAACACUUAUCUUUAAGGAUGCUAUUCGAUCUGGUCACACAGAAGUAGAACUUCUAAACCCAGCACCGGAGAGCUCUAAAAAAAAUCGUGGGGAACCGACAUUUGGUGUAAUUUUACCAUUUUGUGAUGAUUUGUUAAUCACAUAUAGCGAUGAUAUUAUAUAUGUAGUAAAUCCUCAAACUAUUGCUAUAACAUCUAUUGUAACUGACUUACGUCGUGUUACUGAUGUUGCCUGCACUAAAGAUGAAAUAUUUGUUCUGGAAGGAGAAAGGAACAUUAUGCGCAUAGCAUAUUACCCUGAAACUAAUAUGUUCUCAGCAGAAGCGAAAAGUACUUUGGAUCCAUUAUCAUCAUUUGCAGAAAUCAGUAAACCAGUGACCAAUGGUAUUCUAGAAUUAACUUCUAAAUUGAAGGAAAGCGCGAUAGUACCAGCCAUUCCUUUUCACAAAAUUAAUCCAACCAAUAUCAUUCAGUCUGUUGGUAUUGUACCAGUCGUUACAGCUGAUACUGAUGCGGCUUCAAUUGUACAUGCAGAGGAAGCUGUAGAAGUACCAAUAAGUUUGCACACUUCUUCAAUAACAGAUAGUAGCGAUAUGACGGAGCAGAAUGAUGCUUCUAAAACAAUGAAUGUCGAACAACCGGACAAACACAAUGAUAGAAGGCAGAUAUUUCAAAAGAUUAGUCAACAAGGGUUUGAAGAUAUCGUCUUCACUCCAGAAAGAAAAAUUAAGAAAUCGCGUAAUAGAGUAAUGAAUGGAAAUGAAAAUUGUUCGUCUGUGUGUGAUGUUGAUGACAUGUCUACUUUCAAUAAGGAUAAAAUAAAUGCUAACGAUGCAAAGACAACGCAUUCCUCGUUACUAACGCUUAGCGUUGACGACGAUUUCAUAUUGAAGACUGAAAGAAACCAUGAAUCAAUUCAGCACGAUGUAGAAAACAAAGAAAAACUGUUGGCUGAUAUUUUGGACUUUGAUUUAUCAAAGUAUAUGACGACUAGUCAAACUACUACUAGUAAUUCAAAUAUUUCUCAGUGUAUUGAUACACUUACGUAUAUCGAUUGUAAGAUACAUUCCAAUGAGUCUUCAACGGAAGAAAGAAAUAAUGAGCAAGAUGUGUAUAACGAGCAUAGCGAUCAUACAGAAACCGAAUCCGGUGAUGAAGACGUCAGUUAUACAACAGAGAUAAAAAAGUUAGAAGCUUUAGGCGAAUGUAGGAAAAAGCUUUUGCAAGACAAGUUAAGUGAUCCUUUAUUAAACAGCAAUUAUGUUGAUACGCGAAAAGUACCGCAUACAGUAGAUGUGGAUAGGCAGGAGUUAGAAGUUCAGUUGCAUAUUUUAUCAAAAGAAUCAAUUAUAUCGACUGUGCUUGAGGAGGAGGAUUGGGUCCUAGUGAAAAAUGACAUACUAUAAAGAGUAAACUAUUUCGUGCACGAACUAUUUCAAUUUUAAUUCAUAGCUUAUGAAUAGCAAGUUCUAUAAAGAUGUGAGUUCACUUUGUUUUUGUAUAUCCGAUUC